Messenger RNA from Canis lupus familiaris (dog), 3433 nucleotides. RefSeq names its product sphingosine-1-phosphate receptor 5 (gene S1PR5). Gene Ontology annotation, biological process: G protein-coupled receptor signaling pathway. Bases 115 to 1311 code for a protein of 398 amino acids. The record is from RefSeq and is a predicted model, not a curated record. Gene Ontology annotation, molecular function: sphingosine-1-phosphate receptor activity. The transcript is spliced from 2 exons. Gene Ontology annotation, cellular component: membrane. Lineage: Eukaryota; Metazoa; Chordata; Mammalia; Carnivora; Canidae.
GAAGGCUUUCGAACCAGAUCCUCCUCAUCUGGGGAGAAGGAGGCUCCCACCAGAACCCUGCCUUCACCUGCGCCUCCCCAGCUCCCUCCAAGCCAGCCUUGGGGCAGGAGGCGCAUGGAGUCGGGGCUGCUGCGGCCGGCGCCGGUGAGCGAGGUCAUCGUCUUGCACUACAACUACACCGGCAAGCUGCGCGGCGCGCGCUACCAGCCCGGCGCGGGGCUGCGUGCGGACGCCGUCGUGUCCCUGGCCGUGUGCGCCCUCAUCGUGCUCGAGAACCUGGCGGUGCUGUUCGUGCUUGCGCGCCACCCGCGCUUCCACGCGCCCAUGUUCCUGCUCCUGGGCAGCCUUACGCUGUCCGACCUGCUGGCGGGCGCGGCCUACGCGGCCAACAUCCUGCUGUCGGGGCCUCUCACGCUGCGCCUGUCGCCCGCGCUCUGGUUCGCCCGCGAAGGUGGCGUCUUCGUGGCGCUCGCCGCGUCCGUGCUGAGCCUCCUGGCCAUCGCGCUGGAGCGCCGCCUCACCAUGGCCCGCCGCGGACCCGCGCCCGCCUCCCGUCGGGGACGCACGCUGGCACUGGCGGGGGCCGCCUGGGGCGUGUCGCUGUUCCUCGGACUCCUGCCGGCGCUCGGCUGGAAUUGUCUGGGCCGCCUGGACUCCUGCUCCACGGUCCUGCCGCUCUACGCCAAGGCCUACGUGCUCUUCUGCGUGCUCGCCUUCCUCGGCAUCCUGGCCACCAUCUGUGCGCUCUACGGGCGCAUCUACUGCCAGGUGCGCGCCAACGCGCGGCGCCUGCGGGAGCGCCCCGGGGCCUCCGGGGGCGCCUCCACCCGGGCCCGCCGCCCGCCGCGCUCGCUGGCGCUGUUGCGCACGCUCAGCUUGGUGCUGCUGGCCUUUCUCAUGUGUUGGGGCCCCCUCUUCCUGCUGCUCUUGUUCGACGUGGCGUGCCCGGCGCGCGCCUGCCCCGUGCUCUUGCAGGCCGACCCCUUCCUGGGCCUGGCCAUGGCCAACUCGCUUCUGAACCCCAUCAUUUACACGUUCACCAACCGCGACCUGCGCCACGCUCUCGUGCGCCUCCUCUGUUGCGGCCGCCGCCCCUGCACCAGAGAGCAGGACGCCUCCCAGGGGUCCGGGAGCCCCGCGGGGGCUUCGGAAGGCCUCAACCGCUGGCUGCCCCCUGGCUUGGACGGCAGCUGCCGCCACUUGGGGCGCUUGUCCCCCCAGCCGGACGGGCUGGACACCAGCGGCUCCACCGGCGGCCCUGGUGCGCCCACAGCCUCCUGGACCCUGGUACACGCACCGGCUGCAGACUGACGCCCUUUGGCCUGCCAUCGCCCUCCCUAAGUGCUGUUUUUGCAGACUUUCUCUUUUUAAAUAAAGGAAUUUGUAGGAAAAGCUGCUGAAGAUGGUGGCGGCAGAAGAUGGGAAACCUCACAGCAGUGAAUGAGACAACGCAGCCCUUGUGGAAUCGACAUUUUGAUGGGGGACACAGGCAACAGCAGAGUGAAGAAAUCACGGAGAUAAUUCUGGCUACAAUACAGUGAUGCGAUGGUGGUCAGGGGCGGCUUCUCUGCCAAAGAGGUGAUAUACGAUGUAAGCUGAGACAUCAUUGCCCUGGGAACACUUGAAAGAAGAGUUUUUCAGGGUGAGGGAACAGCAGUGCAAAGGUCCUGAGGUUGGAACAUGCCUGUGUGUUCUCUGAAAACAGAGAAAAGCAGCCCUUCUGGCUGGAGCAGUAAUAGAGGAGAGUGGUGGGAGGAAACAGAGGCAGGAAAUAGAUGAUGCAGAAGGGACAGAGCCUUGUGGGGCUCAUGGAGGACUUUGCUUCUACUCUUGGUCAAGUGGGAGGCAGAGGAUGGACUUGAUUUGCUUGAAAUGUUCACAGAUCUCUGGAAGGAUGAAGGUAGAAGCUAGAACAAGGUGAAAGUGCCUGCACUGGCCCAGGGGAGCAAUGAUGGGGACUCAGACUAUGUGGAUUCUGAAUAGAUUUUGGAGACAGCAGACAGAAUUACUGAGGAAUUGAGUGGAGAUGGGACAAAAAGAAAGGAAUCAAGGACAGCUCCCCAGCUGAGAGGAGACAAGGCCAAAGAUGGGGCCCCCUAAACUGAAAUUUGACUGUGGGAGAGACUUAGCCGAUUCCUCUCUGAAACAAGAUUUGAAAAAAAAAAAAAAAAAAAAAAAGAUUUGAGUGUGACGUCAGAUCUUUCAAAAAAAUUAAAAUAAUAAAAUAAUAAGAAUAACUAUAGCUAAUCGUGUCUGGCUGGUCAUCCCACGGUGCUCGGUCUAGGACACACCUUUUUUUUUUUUUUAAGAUUUUAUUUAUUUAUUCAUAGAGACACACAGAGGGAGAGGCAGAGACACAGCAGAGGGAGAAGCAGGCUCCAUGCCGGGAGCCCGAUGUGGGACUCGAUCCUGAGUUUCCAGGAUCACACCUCAGGCUGCAGGCGGCGCUAAACCGCUGCACCACGGGGGCUGCCCUAGGACACACCUUUUUUCUUACCCUGACUGCAACUUUGCAAGGUAGGUUUCCUCACCCCGAUUUGACAGAUGAGGAAACUGCAAGCAGUGAGUACCUGGCCGGUGUCUGAGCCAGGACAGUAGCCCAGACUGUCAGGCUCCCAGGCCCUAAGAAGGCGCAGGUCUAGCGUGUGGCUCCUCCGGAGGGGUGUGGCACGGCCUGACACUCCCUCCCUCCGCGGUCUGCAUUCUUCUCCGGGGGGCGAUACCAGGACCCCGUCUGUGUCCAUGAAAGGCUCCAGGGACGCUGGCUGUGGGGACCCGCUGUCCCUAGACGCAUUCCGGACCCCAGGGCCGCACCGCCCUGCUUGGGGAGGCAGAGGGCUUGGGGCUCAGACUACCGCGCGCCCCUUGCUGGGAGACCCGUGCAACUGCAGGCAGUGCUAGGACAGCAGUGUGUUUUGGGGACCACGGACCCAGUCUGGGGGCCUGAGCGUCUGCCCGCCAAGCUCAGGUAGUCCCUGCAGGCCACAGGCACGGGAAACCAACCUAUUUUCUGGAAUACAAACACACUGAAACCCGGGAACUCCCAGGACGGGACAGAGUUUCCCCUGGGCCUGGCGCCCCUAACCCCAGGCUCUUUUAUUUUCCAGGGAACCUGAAGCUCACUCCUUUGUUUGCUUGUUUGAUAGUAUGACGGUAGGGGAUUUAUUCCCUUGUUCACAUUUUACAAAUUUCGAAAAGCACCAGUUCCCCCUUUUGGAUGUGAUCACUGUUGGGAUUCCUUGGAAACUUCCAGAGCUGUUCUGUGGAUAAAUGAACUGGCACAUAAAUACUUCUCUCAUUUUAUACAACUUCAGCACUGCUUUGCGUCUUGCUUUUCACUUAAUAGUGUAUCUUGGGAAUUGUACACCCACAGAUUUUUUACUUAUUGUCUUAAGUUGGCUCAGGCUGCCAUUAAAAAACACCAUUACCUGUG